Paramuricea clavata is the source of this 738-nucleotide messenger RNA. NCBI's taxonomy places the organism in Eukaryota, Metazoa, Cnidaria, Anthozoa, Malacalcyonacea, Plexauridae. The record is from the annotation of a GenBank genome assembly.
AUGGCUACAACGACAUCUGUAUCUUGUACAUGCACAUUGUGUACGAAAUGGUUGGCACCCGACCCUGGUACGGGGCGGGUUGUAAUCACGUGUGCAGAGAAUCGUUGUUUGUGUGAAAAGGAAGUUAAUUUGGAGGGUGAACAGGUCGGAGGAGAAUGGCGUGUGUAUUAUCGUUGUGCAAGACGGGGGUGCGGGUACAAUUUAAAUGCCUUGGCAGUAAAUUUGAAACAACAAAAGACUAUUUUAAGACAUUGCGAAGAUUAUCUACUUGAUCAACAUGUUCGUUGUGAUUGUAAUAAAAUUGCGGGUUAUUCUAUAGAAGAUGUACCCUUGCUCGGGUUACAAUUGUUUUUUGUUUGUCGAUUGGGUCGGUGUCAAAUGCAUCAGAGUACAUUGGAGGUGGAUGCGUUAAGUCUACGCGGGGUUCGCUGCCUUUGUCACAAACCGUGUGUUUUGAGGGACGGUUUUUACAUCUGCCCCAAUGCAGACGAUACAUACUGUGGUUUUUGGAUUGCACAACAAGAUUCGAUUACACAUAUGCAUGUUGAACUUACAUGCGAACAAAUGUUGGAGCAUGCAUACUUAGCGUUUCCUUAUAUUGCGCAAAGGGUUUGUGAUAAACCUGGACGCUUAAAAUUUAAAUACAAUGCUAAUUAUACAAAUGGGCAUUUGGGGUAUGUAUGUGGGGAUCAAGAUUGUGAUGUGUUUAUUACUGAUAUAUUGCACUUUUAUAAAUAA